UGGUGUGUGGGAGUGCACAAACUAUAAAAAUACAAAAUGAUUAAGUGUUGUGGGUUUUUUCUCGUAGUAAUAGCAAUGAGCGUAAUGGCCACGAAAACAAUGGCCCAAGGUGCAUGGGACACUGCCCAUGCAACGUUCUAUGGGGACAUGUCCGGAGGAGAAACUAUGCAAGGAGCUUGCGGGUACGGCGAUCUGUUCCAACAAGGCUAUGGCCUUGAGACCGCAGCCCUAAGCACGGCGCUCUUCAACAACGGCCAAACUUGCGGCGCGUGCUUCGAAAUCCAAUGCUACGACGACCCGCAGUGGUGCGCGCCUGGCUCGAUCACUAUCACCGCUACCAACUUCUGUCCCCCGAACUAUUCUAAACCUGGCGACGACGGCGGCUGGUGCAACCCGCCUCGAAAGCACUUUGACCUGUCGAUGCCCAUGUUCGUAAAAAUCGUGAAGGACUACCACGCGGGCAUCGUCCCCGUGCAGUUCCGCCGCGUCACCUGCGUGAAGCAGGGCGGCAUGCGGUUCGAAAUCAAAGGAAACCCUUACUGGAUUUUGGUGUUGGUUUACAAUGUGGCGGGCGAUGUCGUGGCGGUGUCGGUGAAGGGGUCGUCGACCGACUGGAUAGCGAUGUCGAGGAACUGGGGCCAGAAUUGGCAAACCGGGACGCAGUUGGUGGGGCAGAGCUUGUCAUUUAAGGUGACCACCAGUGACGGCCGGACGGUCGAGUCGGAUAAUGCCGUGCCGUCGAAUUGGCAAUUCGGUCAGAAUUACGAGGGCGGACAGUUCUAAUCAAUUUAUCACAAAUGAGAAAAUUAAGAGCGCGCGGAGAGU
Messenger RNA from Ananas comosus (pineapple), 825 nucleotides. RefSeq names its product expansin-A2-like. NCBI's taxonomy places the organism in Eukaryota, Viridiplantae, Streptophyta, Magnoliopsida, Poales, Bromeliaceae. The record is from RefSeq and is a predicted model, not a curated record. Gene Ontology annotation, cellular component: extracellular region. The coding region runs from base 37 to 783 and encodes 248 amino acids. The transcript is spliced from 2 exons. Gene Ontology annotation, biological process: plant-type cell wall organization.